GCACGCUUGCGCGCACAGCUGGGCCGGCCGCGUCCUACGCAGCAGCCGCGAGCCCGGCAGCCGGUGCCAGACGGUUCCCGGAGGGGGGCAGGGGCGGGGCGCUGCAGGAGGCCAGGGACUCCUGGCGGAGGAGCCCCCAAGGAGACCCGCCUGACGACUAACGAGUUGCCAUGGCAUCCUACUACGAGAUCCUAGACGUACCGCGAAGUGCGUCCGCUGAUGACAUCAAAAAGGCGUAUAGGAAGAAGGCAUUACAGUGGCACCCAGACAAGAACCCAGAUAAUAAAGAGUUUGCUGAGAAGAAGUUCAAGGAGGUGGCCGAGGCGUAUGAAGUGCUGUCCGACAAGCAUAAGCGUGAGAUCUACGACCUCUAUGGCCGGGAAGGGCUGACUGGGGCAGGAACCGGCCCGUCUCGCGCGGAAGCUGGUAGUGGCGGGCCUGGCUUCACCUUCACCUUCCGCAGCCCAGAGGAGGUCUUCCGGGAGUUCUUCGGGAGCGGAGACCCUUUUGCAGAGCUCUUUGAUGACCUGGGCCCCUUCUCAGAGCUUCAGAACCGGGGUUCCCGACACUCGGGCCCUUUCUUCACCUUCUCUUCCUCCUUCCCUGGGCACUCUGAUUUCUCCUCCUCGUCUUUCUCCUUCAGUCCUGGGGCUGGUGCUUUUCGGUCCGUCUCUACGUCCACCACUUUUGUCCAAGGACGCCGCAUCACCACACGCAGGAUUAUGGAGAACGGGCAGGAGCGGGUAGAAGUGGAGGAGGAUGGGCAGCUGAAGUCCGUCACGAUCAAUGGUAUCCCAGACGACCUGGCCCUGGGCUUGGAGCUGAGCCGUCGUGAGCAGCAGCAGUCUGUCACCUCCAGAUGUGUUCUGAGCUGGAUGUCCGGGACCCAGAGUUGCUGCACAGUUCCAACAGGACAGCGCCCAACCCUGUGCACUGGGAGGGGACCCUCCAUCCCUCUCGCUCACCCGUGCUGAGCAUAGAGCUGGGCCUGGGUGGUGGGCGGGGGCCGGGUGGGAGGUAGGCUUAGCCUGUAAAUGCUUCCCAGGGUGUUUGGUGCUGUUUCCUGGGGACUACAAGUCCCAGAAUGCAACGCACCUCGCCUCCUUUCUGUUAGAUCAUGCUUGGAGGAAGUGGUGCGCAGUUAACGGAGCUGUGCAUCUUGGGAUAUGUAGUUCCAGCUCUGGUCGGCCUGUUAACUCGUCGUGAGAUGGGGACAUCUUGUCAUUUGAUUUGUCCCUGGCAGGGGUGGCAAGAAUGUGGAUGAAGGGGGAAUGUGAGCUUCGUUUCCCCUGAUACCUCUUGCUAGCGCUGGGGUUAGAGUGUACAAAUCAAGGCCCCGAGGCAUCUGGGAGAGGUUAUUUUCCUGUGGGCAGUCCUGGGGUCUGAGAAUGAGCCAGGGCGGAUUGGCUGAGCAGGGCGUGGUCUCAAGAGGGCUGAUGGGCAUGGGCUGGUGAGAGCUUGGAAGGUGGAAGGCCACCCUAGCGCUCUGGGGGGUGUGAGUGUGUGUGUGUGUGUGUGUGUGGCUGGAAUCAGCGUGUGAUGGGUGCUCCGGGCAUGCCGCUGCUUGUAUGGCUCCUUUGGCCUCUGACCCUGCUGCCCAUUCUUUCUCUCCAACACCACAGAAACUGCCUCUCCUCCUCCCUCCCUGGGGAGCCCGGUGGCCGGGGAGGGAAGUGGUGGAGCUGGGGCGUUGCCAGCCCCUGUGCCAUUGAGUCUCAGUGACCUAUCAAAGCCAGCUGGGCUGAGCUCAGACCAAGAGGGAAACACUGGAAGUCAAUAAAGCUGAGUUUCGAGAGCUUA
Molecule: messenger RNA, 1800 nt
Organism: Budorcas taxicolor (takin)
Lineage: Eukaryota; Metazoa; Chordata; Mammalia; Artiodactyla; Bovidae
Gene: DNAJB2
Product: DnaJ heat shock protein family (Hsp40) member B2
Exons: 10
Coding region: 171-974 (267 amino acids)
Biological process (GO): positive regulation of proteasomal ubiquitin-dependent protein catabolic process; protein refolding
Cellular component (GO): cytosol; endoplasmic reticulum membrane
Molecular function (GO): Hsp70 protein binding; ATPase activator activity
Source: RefSeq, a predicted model, not a curated record